UUUCGUUUCCGAGAACGGAAAGGAAAUUGAAACGAAGGAGAAAAUAAAGUUCUCAACCUUUGUAAUAGAGGUUCUUGGAGAUGGGCUUCAACUCUGUUUAUCGAUGCUUGCAGGAAAUAUUUCCAAUGGUUGAUUCUCGCUUGCUGAGGGCUGUUGCUAUUGAAAAUUCCAAGGAUGCUGACCAAGCUGCACUUGCUGUUCUUAGUGAGAUUAUCCCUUAUUUUUCCCUUCAUUCCAUUGGUCCUUCUAAUCCUCCUGAGAAUGAUAAUGGAAUUAGGAAGCAGAUGGACUUGUUGAGCCAGCAGCAAGUAAUUUUCACAGCAGAUGUGGGGCCCUCUUUAGAACCAUGUCCAAUAGCUUGUGGUGAUGCCAAGGAGACUGACCAUAGCUCUGGUGUUCUUCAUGCUGAUGCAACACCUAUAGUUGAGGCGCUGAAUGAAUCUACAGUUUCAGAUAUUUAUGAUGCAAAUAAAGUUAAAAAUCAGCCAUGUGGAUGUACUGAAAAUGAUGAAGUGAUUUUAUUGGAAAAUGCAAUGUUGCAUGGAGGAAAGAAUUAUCAGAAACAAUUUUGUGGCUAUACUAAGGGUGAGGAUCUGAUUUCUCGGGGAAAUGCUAUCAAAAUUGAGUUAGGGAUGAACCCCCCUGGCAUGACCACACCUUUGAUAAAUGAAAAGGGUGCUGUCAAGGUCAUUGCAAAUGAUCUGGAUCUUGAUAGGAAAGAUUUUGACUUUCCUAUGGAUGAUGACUCUAAUAUGGUUGUCCAUGGAGAAUGCCAGAAAGAAGAAUUGUGCUUAGAUAGCUCUGAGGUGAGAAAAUCUGUGCCUAUGCCGGUUCCAACAUCUAUCAAAGAACAUACUCUGUUGGCUAGUGGUUCCUCUGAUGUCACUUUCAGGCAAGACUAUUUUGACAGUGAAAUGAAUGGUGUUGAGGAUGAGCCAAAACCGGACACCAUAGUUACCCAUUCUGACCAAGAAUGUAAAAUUCAUCUUGUUGAAGAGAUCAUUGUACAUGCCAAAAAUAACAAGAAGGAAUUAAAUGGUAAACAGAUGAAACUAUCUGGAUCCCGAGAUGAGAAUGAAGGUUCAAGAGCUGAAGUGGAAGCUAGUUCAAUGCCUGGCAACAAGUCAGCUGAAGAAAGCACUAAACCUUCUGAGCCACCCAAGCAAGACUAUAUUCAUGUGAGAGCGAGAAAGGACCAAGCUACUGAUAGCCAUAGUCUAGCAGAGAGGGUAAGGAGGGAGAGUGAGAGGAUGAAAAUUCUCCAAGAUUUGGUCCCUGGAUGUAAUGAGGUUACUGGAAAAGUCGUUGUCCUUGAUGAGACAAUUAAUUACAUCCAGUCGCUGCAACGCCAGGUUGAGUUCCUCUCGAUGAAGCUUGGAGCAGUUAAUUCAAGGAUGGGUAUGAACCCCGCUAUUGAGGGCUUUCCUCCGAAAGAUGUAAGCUUGCGUGCACUGAUUCAUAAUCCAACAUAUUGUGUUGUUUGUGCUGGAAGGAGUUAUGGACAG
Juglans regia (Persian walnut) is the source of this 1505-nucleotide messenger RNA. RefSeq lists its product as uncharacterized. Gene Ontology annotation, molecular function: protein dimerization activity; DNA-binding transcription factor activity; ubiquitin binding. Gene Ontology annotation, cellular component: nucleus. The record is from RefSeq and is a predicted model, not a curated record. Gene Ontology annotation, biological process: regulation of DNA-templated transcription. The transcript has 8 exons. The annotation marks the transcript as partial. NCBI's taxonomy places the organism in Eukaryota, Viridiplantae, Streptophyta, Magnoliopsida, Fagales, Juglandaceae.